GGGGUCGCGCGGCGGCAGGAGGCGGGGCUCUCGGGGCCGCUGCCGCCGCCGCCGCCGCGCAUUGUGCAGCAGGCGGGCCCCCGCGCGGCAGGGCCCUGGACCCGCGCGGCUCCCGGGGAUGGUGAGCAAGGCGCUGCUGCGCCUCGUGUCUGCCGUCAACCGCAGGAGGAUGAAGCUGCUGCUGGGCAUCGCCUUGCUGGCCUACGUCGCCUCUGUUUGGGGCAACUUCGUUAAUAUGAGCUUUCUACUCAACAGGUCUAUCCAGGAAAAUGGUGAACUAAAAAUUGAAAGCAAGAUUGAAGAGAUGGUUGAACCACUAAGAGAGAAAAUCAGAGAUUUAGAAAAAAGCUUUACCCAGAAAUACCCACCAGUAAAGUUUUUAUCAGAAAAGGAUCGGAAAAGAAUUUUGAUAACAGGAGGCGCAGGGUUCGUGGGCUCCCAUCUAACUGACAAACUCAUGAUGGAUGGCCACGAGGUGACCGUGGUGGACAAUUUCUUCACGGGCAGGAAGAGAAACGUGGAGCACUGGAUCGGACAUGAGAACUUCGAGUUGAUUAACCACGACGUGGUGGAGCCCCUCUACAUCGAGGUUGACCAGAUAUACCAUCUGGCAUCUCCAGCCUCCCCUCCAAACUACAUGUAUAAUCCUAUCAAGACAUUAAAGACCAAUACGAUUGGGACAUUAAACAUGUUGGGGCUGGCAAAACGAGUCGGUGCCCGUCUGCUCCUGGCCUCCACAUCGGAGGUGUAUGGAGAUCCUGAAGUCCACCCUCAAAGUGAGGAUUACUGGGGCCACGUGAAUCCAAUAGGGCCUCGGGCCUGCUACGAUGAAGGCAAACGUGUUGCAGAGACCAUGUGCUAUGCCUACAUGAAGCAGGAAGGCGUGGAAGUGCGAGUGGCCAGAAUCUUCAACACCUUUGGGCCACGCAUGCACAUGAACGAUGGGCGGGUAGUCAGCAACUUCAUCCUGCAGGCGCUCCAGGGGGAGCCACUCACGGUAUACGGAUCCGGGUCUCAGACAAGGGCGUUCCAGUACGUCAGUGAUCUAGUGAAUGGCCUCGUGGCUCUCAUGAACAGCAACGUCAGCAGCCCGGUCAACCUGGGGAACCCAGAAGAACACACAAUCCUAGAAUUUGCUCAGUUAAUUAAAAACCUUGUUGGUAGCGGAAGUGAAAUUCAGUUUCUCUCCGAAGCCCAGGAUGACCCACAGAAAAGAAAACCAGACAUCAAAAAAGCAAAGCUGAUGCUGGGGUGGGAGCCCGUGCCUUACCCAUCACUGAGAGGGUCUCAAGAUGUUAUCAUACGGGAUUUAGAUGGACAGAAAUCCAGUGACUGGUGUUUUUAUAAGAAGAAGAGAGGAUCCACAGAGGUCACCCAUGUGAAGACAGAGGCAGGCAGAAAUGGGAGUGAGGCUCCCACACACUGGGGAACUUGCCUUUGCUCUCUAAAAGUGCAGCCCAGUUUUGUAGCUUGCCCAGAUCACCCUAAAAUCAAGUAUGAUUUGUACCACUUGCUGUUAUUUGUAUUCACUUUUAAAAGUGUUUCUGAUCAGCUCAAUCAUUUUUAAUAGAAAAUACCUUGUCUGGCCUGAUAGAACACACGCCUCCACCCAGCGAACUGGCUUGCAGACCUAUAGAAGCCUCUGACCCUUAACUGUUGCAUGACAUCGUAAGUAGUGAGUAGAGCAUCUUCGGGUGUAAGGAACUGGAGUCAGGCCCCAGGAUGGAGGUAAUGGUGACCACUUUCUCAGCAGGGUUCUUAGCCUCUCCUUCCAUGGACAGGCUCCAGGGGUCUAGAAAGGCAUGUAAAAUUGCGUUUGCAUCUGCCAAGGCACAGUUUUCUGGGAAUAGGAACCAUAGCUUUUGCCAGACUCUUAAAAGUGUCUGUGACCCAAAUAAAAUUAAGAAUGCCUGCUUUGUUUGUGAAUUAUACAUCAAUAAAGCUGGGGGAAAAAAUAAAUGUUUUCAAAGAGAACCUCUGCAUAAAGAAUUUACUAUGGAGAUGGGGCGAAAAAUAUAUCCAUAAACAAGAGUCACAAGCUGGCUGCCCUACCAGAGGUUGCAUUUUAUUAGCAUACCCAGUGUUUACAAAUUUUGAAUUUGAAUGCCUCUCAGCCCAAGUCACUUAGCACACCCAUGGUCCGUAAGCAGGCACCUAACCUACUAGCCUCCUGUAGCAUUUGAUUAAAGUGCUACCUAGCUGCCUUCAGAGUCAUUGGGCCAUCCAGGGAGCCUGCUGGCCUGCCCUCUGGGAUGGGACGGGGAACCUGCUAGAACUUAUUAAGUCUAUUUCCUGCUAAGUGCCUCCCUUCUAAUUCACGGGUAGGGUGGCCACACUUUCUGGCUGUCCAGGAACAGCCCUGGUAUAUACCUCUUGUCCUUGUAAAUUAAUGAUAGUGCCUCCUUUUGCUCUCAAAAGUGUUUCAGCUUGGAUGAUAAAUUACAUGGCCUCCCAAUUUUUUGAGGUUUAAUGGCAUGGAAAUGGCUUCAUAAGAUCUCUAGGGACCACACUGAAGGGCCAGGGAGGAGAGGUGGUGGUUUCCCUCACAUCUUCCCUAUGAGAGCUGGGAGUCUGCUGGGUGGCGAGCUAAGAUAUCGGCGUAGUGCAUAGCAGCCUGUGGGAGAGCUGCAGUGGUUUUUGUUGUCUGUGCUCAAGUCGGUCUAUAGUGAUGUAGUUGUUUAAAAAGCAAUUGCAAUCUUAGGCUGUUUAAUAAAGGAUACUUAUAAAAAGAAA
Pan troglodytes (chimpanzee) is the source of this 2733-nucleotide messenger RNA. It is a transcript of the gene UXS1, whose product is annotated as UDP-glucuronate decarboxylase 1. Lineage: Eukaryota; Metazoa; Chordata; Mammalia; Primates; Hominidae. Gene Ontology annotation, biological process: D-xylose metabolic process. The transcript is spliced from 15 exons. Gene Ontology annotation, cellular component: cytoplasm. Gene Ontology annotation, molecular function: UDP-glucuronate decarboxylase activity; NAD+ binding. The record is from RefSeq and is a predicted model, not a curated record. The coding region runs from base 119 to 1567 and encodes 482 amino acids.